CCCUGCAGUUCCAUCAGUAUCAUCGGUCGUCCGAAUCCGCCCUGAUGUCACAGUGACAACACUGACAAGAUGGCGGAGGGCACUCGAGCAAAGUGAGGAGGACAACACAAUAUAAAUUAUACAGCCUAAAAAAACCAUUUAUAUCAUUUUCCACCCACUGCGGCUGGUGGGUGAGAGCACGGAUGGUGCGUUGGACGGGCGUGAGGCGACUGUAGAACCAAUGCACCCCCGCUUGUUUGCGCUUGGGGAGAUUUAUCGGCGGAAGACGGACAUUGUCAACUCAAGUCAAGCAAAAGCUUGCGUGCAGUUUGGAAAAAGAUUUGAAAUGUCGAAGAACGGCGCGUCUCCGUCGUAUAGGUUCAACAGUAAUCUUUAGGUGUUUAAGAUUAUGUGCGUUUCUUUUCUGUAAUUGAGUUUUUUCUUUGCACUCGUGGGAAAGCUAGGUAACUAGCCGAACCAUUUGGUCUCGAUCCAAAAGGUAAAGACCCUCAGAACACGGUGUUCUAACGAAACGUUUUUGCCCGAGGUGCUCAAGUCUGAAAGCUGACCGUGAUUUAUAAGUCACCGUCUUUGCUGGUUUACUGGAGACACUGUUCUCUCGCCGAAUUCAAGAAGUCUUUUUAGUAUCAUUACAGUUUUAAGGACCCAUCUUUUGAAAGUCGAAUCCGCUAUUUGUGAUAUUUCUGGUUUAGCCAACUUGCUUGACGCCAUGGCUCACUCCCCUGUCCAGAGUGGCCUUCCAGGGAUGCAGAAUUUGAAGGCCGACCCUGAGGAGCUGUUUACCAAGCUGCAGAAGAUCGGGAAGGGCUCCUUCGGGGAGGUUUUUAAAGGCAUCGACAAUCGGACUCAGAAAGUCGUGGCCAUUAAGAUAAUCGACCUGGAGGAGGCGGAGGACGAGAUCGAGGACAUCCAGCAGGAGAUCACCGUGCUGAGCCAGUGCGACAGCCCCUUCGUCACCAAGUACUACGGAUCCUACCUGAAGGGCACAAAACUGUGGAUUAUUAUGGAAUAUUUAGGGGGCGGAUCGGCGCUGGAUUUGCUGGAGCCGGGGGCGCUGGACGAAGUGCAGAUCGCCACCAUCCUGAGGGAGAUCCUGAAGGGGCUGGACUACCUGCACUCGGAGAAGAAGAUCCACAGGGACAUCAAAGCCGCCAACGUGCUGCUGUCGGAGCAGGGCGACGUGAAGCUGGCGGACUUCGGCGUGGCGGGCCAGCUGACGGACACGCAGAUCAAGAGGAACACCUUCGUGGGCACGCCCUUCUGGAUGGCCCCGGAGGUGAUAAAGCAGUCGGCGUACGACUCGAAGGCAGACAUUUGGUCCUUAGGGAUCACCGCCAUCGAGCUGGCCAAAGGGGAACCCCCGCACUCGGACCUGCACCCCAUGAAGGUCCUGUUCCUCAUCCCCAAAAACACGCCCCCCACGCUGGAGGGCAACUACUGCAAACCCCUGAAGGAGUUUGUGGAGGCCUGCUUGAACAAAGAGCCCAGCUUCAGGCCGACCGCCAAAGAGCUGCUGAAGCACAAGCUCAUCAUCCGCCACGCCAAGAAGACGUCGUACCUGAGCGAGCUCGUCGACAAGUACAAGCGGUGGAAGGCCGAGCGGUCUCGGGACGAGUCCAGCUCGGACGAGUCCGAUUCGGAGCCGGACGGGCAGGCGGCGGGCGGCGGCAACUCGGGGAACGACGACUGGAUCUUCAACACAAUCAGGGAGAAGGACCCCAGAAAGCUGCCCAACGGGACCGCCCAAACUGACGAGGUGCAAAGUAACAGGGUACAAGACAUUCCAAAGAGGCCUAUGUCACAGAGCUGGUCCACAAUUAUUUCUCCGUUGUUUGCUGAGCUGAAGGAGAAGACGGCGGCAGAUAGCGGUAAACCCGUGGCGCUGGAGGAGCUGAGGAACGCCAUUUUCCUGGCGGAGGAGGCGUGUCCUGGGAUCUCAGAUUCCAUGGUGUCUCAGCUGGUGCAGAGACUGCAGAGGUUCUCUCUGGCUGGGGCAUCUUCCUCCCCACAGUGAGAGCUGCUGCCCCCCCUCCCCCCAGGAGGGCACUCAUCCGGCAGCCUCCAGCCGCGUAAAGCAGACUCCUCCACCCUCUCUCUUCUUCUUUUCAGUUCAUUUGUCAUAGUGCACAUAUUCAAAUGGGGCAGCCGGGUGCCCAGGGGGAGGGGGGUGGGGUCAGGUUCAGGGUGCUGUGGGGGCGGGGCCAAGGCCCGGUACCUCUCACCCUAACUCAACUGCACUUGUGUCAAGUGUACAAAAUCUUAUCUGGUCUAUUUUUCCUGCGGGGGGGGGGGGGGGGCAGUCUGUAGAAGCAUCUGCAAUAUCCAGAAAACGUGCAAGACGCACGUGCAUGUGUGCGCGGAGGUGCGUCCGUGUGUGUGCGCGCGUGUGUACGUGUGGGUGUUUGCGUGCGUGCGAGUGUGUGUGCUCUUACAAGUGCAUUUCCCACAGAUUGCGGAAGGGUUUGUUUGAGAUUCGAGCGCGGUGCUGAGGGGAUUGCAGACUCUUUCGAAACCUCAGGUGUCCUGCUGUAAGGGGUGUGAGUUCUGUGCUAAUGAAGAACGGUGUGUGGGGCGGCUGUACAUUUGUAUAUAUAAGGUCAUUUUUUUACACAUAUUGAGAAAUAAAACAGUUUGCAUUAAAGGAAUCACUGUGUACAAACGGCCAAGUGCUUCUGUAGAUAUCGUUAGUUAAGAGUCUUACAAAUGGCCAUAACUGAGAAUUGCCUUGCCUUGGAAACAUGUACCUUUUUAUCUUCUUUUUAUUUUUGCUGAUUUGGGGGGAAAAAAAAAAACCUUUUCAAGGUUUACCAUUCAAGGAAUACUGAUACCUUAUUUCCAAAUGUUUGUUUGUCCAGUGGGUACCUCAGGUCUGUGCCACUAAAACAGACCUUGUUCCUUCACAAUCAAUGUCGCCAGAUAAAAUACUUGCUGCUCCAAGACUUCCAGCCAUCUGUAAUCAUUCAGUAGGAAUCGUACUUGACCGUUCAGAGCUAAUGGGAAAGAAGAUGUAUAUUUCCUUGUCUUUUAAUACUCCUAAAAGAAUACACUGUACCCCCCUCCCCUGCACCUUAAAAAAAUAAAAAGGAAGUAAUAUAUUUAUAUUUUACCGUGCUGCUGACCAGCGGUUGGCUGUUGUGUUUGUGCCACCUGACCCCCCCCCCCCCCCAACUUGUGGCAGUGAGGGGGGAGGGGGGCAGUGACAUCACAACUAACUCUCGCCAAGCCCACCUCACACCAAAAAAAGAAAAAAACAUUUUGUUCUAUAUGUAGCAAGUAGGCGUAAGAACUUAGCAUUGGACAAAGGUCUUAUUUAGGCAGAGGCCUUUUAACAGCACAAUCAGAAGGUUUUAAACAAGUAUUCACUUCCUGGACCUUCUCACAGGAAAGCAAAUUGUCUGGUGCGAUUACAGCUUUCAUCUGACUGUAGCAGCAGGAAGACGGAGGAAACGGCCUGUAGGGCCCCCCUCCCUGCUGCGCAGUUCGAGCUGCACAGUUUGAACUGCGCGUUUGUGCGUAAAGUCUGACUGCAGUGGGCUGGCCCCAGUGCAUGCACUGCUCCCUUCUGUGGCCUCAGCCUUCAGCUGCAUCCUUCUGUCACUCUUAAUUGGCUUACGCCCUGUAGCUAUGGUGAUAAACUUGUACGCGGCAAUAAUAUAUAAAAUUCAAAUUUGGCAUGCUGGAAAAACUUGCUGUCUACCUGUCACUGCGUGAGAAGUGUUUAUAUGUUUUACUAAAUAUAUGAAAUGUGUUUAGAAGGAAGGUUUACCCAGGCAUUUUAUGUUUUAAAGUGGACUGGAGUGACUGUGUCUCAUUGAGUCCACAGACCUCUCAAUGCACUGUCCUUUUUCUGUGUGUGAGGGUGGCAUUCAAGUUGAAGUUUUAAUGGGUGCCAGAUAGUUUUCGUUCAUGUGACUUGUCUGACCAGUACAUUGGCUUCAGAUUACUUCGACUUGAUCGACCUUAUCCAAUGUUUCAUUCUCUUAACUUAUAAAUUUAGCAGUAUCGAUUAGUCGGUCUCUGACCACUAGUAAAUAAUUGUAUAGAUAUCAUCUGUGCAUAGCUUCUCUAGCAAACCCGCAGCAUGCCACACUUUUAUGAUCAAAUAGGCAAGUUUUUACAAGUUUUACUCACUAAUCCAACCCCCCCCCCCCCCCCCCCCCCAAACACACACAAAACAAGACACCACACAGAAACGCACAAAAUCGUUUUUAACAAAUGUGAAGAAUGCACAUUAAGCUCUGGCCCCUCCCCCAAAGCAUUCAGCAAAGGCGUUAAUCUACCUAUGCACAACACCUCAGCCUUUACCCAUAAUCCUCAUCUUCUCCAACAAUCCUCUUCUUCCACAUGAAAAAGGUGCCAUGCCUUCCUUAGUCCCCUCAGUCAGUGUGUCAUUUUGCACCUUGUGGAGACUGGCUGGUUUGAUUCAACCUGUUGCACUUUGUGAAAAUUUAUUUAAAGAGAAAAAAGAAAACUGGUACUUGAGGUUCCCAUUUCAUGUCAUUUCUUAAAGAUUGCUCAACUUAUUUCAACUAUGGCAAUAAUCUGAGCACAUCAGGAUGCUAUCUACAGCACAGCUAUAUUGUAUGGAAUGAAUCAAUGAAGAUACAAAUCCAGUAUUUUUGUAACUGUAAAGAGCAAGUAUUGUAGUACAGAAUAAAUAAUAAGAAGGUCCUCUGUGACAUUUAUUAAUGAAGAUGGGAUACUUAUCAAAGAUGAUUAAAAAAUGUGUAAAUUUCCUUUUCUGUAACAUGGCUCACAGUUUAUAGUCUUGUAUAUAAUCCUUGCUUAUGUAAUUAAAGAAGAGGUAUUGAACUCCUUGUAAGCUUUCAGAUGAUUUAAGGAAAAUAAAAAUCUAAUGCAAAUUGAAAAA
Anguilla rostrata (American eel) is the source of this 4870-nucleotide messenger RNA. RefSeq names its product serine/threonine-protein kinase 24-like. The transcript has 11 exons. Gene Ontology annotation, cellular component: cytoplasm. NCBI's taxonomy places the organism in Eukaryota, Metazoa, Chordata, Actinopteri, Anguilliformes, Anguillidae. The coding region runs from base 710 to 2014 and encodes 434 amino acids. Gene Ontology annotation, molecular function: ATP binding; protein serine/threonine kinase activity. The record is from RefSeq and is a predicted model, not a curated record. Gene Ontology annotation, biological process: protein phosphorylation; negative regulation of cell migration.